AGCGAGAGGCGAGAGCAGUCGUCAGUCGGGUCGGGCCCUCUCCUCUCGCCACACUGGUUCAAUAACCCGCAGCUCCGGCAGUGGCCCACAACACCAGAGUAGCCCUCGAAUUCGCCGACUCGUCGUUUGCCGACGGCUGCGUGGCCGACGCCGAGAUGUGAACCGGACGACCCGCCGAGACUGCCUCCGUGUCCCACCUGCGACUUGGACACUAUUUUCCGCGCCCGACAUGCCGCACUGACGGAUCGGUCACUUUUUGGGUGUGCACCGUCAGCUCAGUGGAUUAUUCACGAAUGUACCACCGAGAGUAGUGUGUGCUCAGGCUCUCGGUUUUCGGCCAAAAAAACUGGUUUAGUGUCGGUUCAGCGACCAGGGUAUUCUGAGCAACUUAAGCCAACGGCUGAGAAUUUGAGCAAGUGACCAUGCCGUCGCUGGCGAGUCUGCUGAACGCCAGCACCACCAGCAUGCCCGACUACGACCUGGACGCAGCGGCCGCCCCGGAGGUGGUGCUGCCGCCACACCUGCCCCCGCUCCAGCCCGACACCCCCGCGCCGCCCCCGCCGUUCGAGCCGUUGAUCAAGUGCCACCACGACUUCCUCAGCCUCGAGUACGACCUUGCCACGGCCGUCAUCUGCGGCAUGUACCUCAUUUUCGGCGUCGUCUACAGCAUUUUCGGCUACCGUUGCUUCAAAGCUGUAAUGUUCCUGACAGGGUUCAUUUUCGGCUCCAUCGUGGUCUAUCUCAUUUGUCUCCAGGAAACUCUCCUUCCGCCGUACGGGAACGCAGCCGUUGCGCUGAGUGCGGGCCUGCUGUUCGGGCUGAUCACGAUGCUGGUGCAAUACGUGGGCCUGUUCAUGACCGGCUUCCACACAGGCCUCUUCCUGGCCUUCAUCGGGCUGGCCGCCGCCGACCCCUUCUACAGGCCGGCCUCGGCCUGGGUCACGCUGGCCAUCCUGCUGGGUGGCGGCCUCACGCUGGCCGUGCUCAACCUGGCGUGCCAAAAGUGGCUCACAAUCCUGGGCACCAGUCUCUACGGCGGCGCCAUUCUCGCCGGGGCUCUUGACUACUUCGUUGAGAAGUUUUUCAUGGUGUAUUGGCUGUGGGAGAGAGUGGCGUUAAAAGAGACUGAGAAGGUUCCUUGUUGGUUCAGCUGGGUCAUCCUCGGCAUCUGGCCCUUCAUGGUGACUCUGGGCCUGGUGACCCAGUGCGCAGUAACUGGCCGAGGAAUUUACCACCAAGAAAUGGUGCCGUCCAAACACGUAAGAAAUGCAGGUCAACAACCUAGGAUAAGGACCAGAGAACAAAGAGCUGAGCUGAGGCAAAAGAAGUAUAGAUACCUGUAUCAAGUGCGGACUGCCCACGGAGAUGUCAUUAGCCAGAACUACGUGCAAGCUCUGCAGAGGAAAGCCUGCCUGCCCGGGGAAAGCUCAACCCUCCAGUCUGACGCGACGCACUUGACCAUUCUGCCGGCCGACCAGUCACAGUUGGCCGCCCUCACUGAGUCGGAGGACGACUCACGCUCCAUGGCUGGUCUCGAGCGAUAAGUGAACGAACUCUCUCUGUGAUCGGGCGCACAAUUAAUUAAGCAGGACUCUGUUCGCGCAGCUUGCUUUCUUUCUCAAUUAUUAAUUUGUCCUCUAUACUAUAAAUAUCUCUCUUGUGCUGUAGUCUUGAACGGACUUGGUAAAAAAGUCGUUCUCAAUAUGUCAACUGCCAUUCCCAUCACAUCUCAUCGAGUGAAGGCUAAAAAGUCUGUGUGAUUUAAAUAUAAUUUUAUUUAUGUUUAACACGUUCGUGUAGCUGACAUUCCGCAUUGGUGCAUUUUUUCCUAAACGAUUUGCUCAGCAGCGCAAACACGAGAAGUCAGAGAGGAAAAUGCUUGUGAAGUUUAAAGAAAAUGCUUCAAAAUAUUCCACGAUUAUACUGAGAUUAGUGUUGUUUUGAGGAUCAAUUAAGUGUUGUAUAGUUAAAAUAGAUGAGAUGACACAACAUUCUAGAAACGUGCAGCUCCACUUUUUAGAACAAAAUUUUUGGCUAAAAUCAAGUUUAUUGGUAUAAAUAUUGUGAUCAGCAAGUUUUAAAACGUUUCUGAAGACAAUAAAAAUUGCAACCAGCCAAAAUUAAACAUUAAAAUAAUUGCCAGAGGAGGUUUUUCGACACUCAUGUGGCCAAGGAUCGGUACGGAAUAUCAAAAGAACCAAAAGCAGUGAAGUGCGUGCGUUUAAUAUCAUUGUGAUAAACUCAAGGCGAAAAAUACUGAUUGUUUGUAGAUAAGAAAUUAAUGGGAAGAGAGAACUUUUGGAAACUCCUUUUUCACAGCCACCCUCCCAAAAUAUUAAUUCCACGCGUGACUAAAUUGUAGCCACAUUGCACAAAACAAUUAAACGUUAUAGCGGCACGUUGGUCGCGAGUCGAUACAAACCAAACUCAAAUUUGUUUCUAGUGUGUCAGAGAGGACACUUUGACCGCCUGAAAUCUUGUAACUUUGGUGUGUAAAUUGACUUAAAUUUUU
Molecule: messenger RNA, 2512 nt
Organism: Cloeon dipterum
Lineage: Eukaryota; Metazoa; Arthropoda; Insecta; Ephemeroptera; Baetidae
Product: transmembrane protein 198
Exons: 7
Coding region: 423-1544 (373 amino acids)
Cellular component (GO): plasma membrane
Source: RefSeq, a predicted model, not a curated record